Moesziomyces aphidis is the source of this 642-nucleotide messenger RNA. NCBI's taxonomy places the organism in Eukaryota, Fungi, Basidiomycota, Ustilaginomycetes, Ustilaginales, Ustilaginaceae. The record is from the annotation of a GenBank genome assembly.
AUGCUGUUUGAUCCGCUACGAGCAUCCUGUGCACACAUCUCGGCAUGCUCGACAGUCCGAGCGCUGCAUGCUGGACACGGCAUGCGAAUGUUCGGCCAGAACACGAACUCGGAUCAGGCGUGGCAUGAACAAACCAGUUUGUCGGUGGUGUUUGGCAUGGAUUCACUCGUGCACAUGCACCUUCUCGCCCCGCUGCGCGCUGCUCGCAAGUAUCACCCGCGGGCUCCGAUCUGCAUUGCUGCAUGCGAUGCUCGCACGGCGCGUCCGCAGCAUCACCAUGCACAGCAAGUACACGCGGGGACGACUGCGGCUGGCGCCAAAUGGCCGCAGCCCGCACGUGCACCCAUGAUCUACAUCGCUGCAGCUUUGAGAGAUGUCACAUCUGCAUCCGAUCCGAGAUGGUGUGCAGAUGGCGAGGCGAAAGAGGCAUCGGUCGCUGCAUCCAAGCUGGGCUUUCCCAUGCAAGAGCGAAAGAAAGGCCGUCCGGGUCCAGGCGCCCCACACAGCCUAACGGCAUUCCUGCCCAGAGGCAUGCGAGACGGCUUUGUUUUGACAGGCCUCGUGUUUGAAACGAAACAGAUUCGAACCACAAGCCCAGGCGCGGCCACAGUGAACCGCGACGGACUCCGCAAGACACACUAG